AGCGUUCAGCCUCGAGCUCCGCAUUUUUUCAGCCGCAGCGUCAGCGUGUCCGAUCUGCGCAUUCGAUUAAGGCCUUGGCAUCUGCCGCGUCCACGGGUCUAAGCCUGCAGUUGCCGAAGACCGCCCAUCAGACGAAACCUGUCCGGAUCAGCGAGCCGGGUUCACCAUGGCGAGCUUUGCUUUGUUGAACGAGGAGAAGAAGAUCCUAAGGCGAAAGGAAAAAGAGUUGGAACGUCAGCAGAAGAUCAAUGAGAUCAAAGCUGCUCCCGUCCCUGUUCACAUGGGCAAAUGGGCCGAUGCCUCGGAUGAUGAGGAUCUCAACGUCAGGGCGCCCAUUUCGGACUCUGAGACCGAGAGUGAGCCUGCUGAUGCUCCUGAGGCAGCCCCCGUGCAGGAUUGGGAACAGCGAGAGACCAACGGAACAAAGGCCGACACAAAGGAGCAGGCCGCACCUUCUGGUGGAAAGAACAAGAAGGAAGCGAAAAAACCGGUGAAACCUGAUGACGAGGACUUGGACGCCAUCCUGGGAGAGUUGGGAAUUGACCUACCCCAGGAGUCGCAAGGUGGUGCAUCAUCCUCCAAGAAGAACAGAAAGAAAAAGGACAAAGAGGCCGAAACGGGAGAGCCCACCAGCGGUGGAUACCCGGAUGCGGCCAAGGAGGAAAAGGCGAAACAAGCCAAGGCAAAGGAGGAAGAGAAAAAAACUUCGAAAGAAAAGGAGGAAAACGGCGACAACGGAGAAGAGAAGGUCUUGGACGAAGUGGCAAAGCAAGCAGCUUUAGAGGCCCUGAAGAAGAAGAAGGCGGCGGCCGGUAAGAAAGCUGCGCCAUCUGAUGCCGUGAAAGCCGCGGCCGCCGAGGCCAAGAAGAGGGCGGAGCAAAAGAAGACGAAGAAGGACAAAUCCAUGUACGAUCGAUGAGAGUAGCGAGAAUGCUCUGUGGGAAAAUUUUGAUGACUUCAGACCACCUGAAAAGGUAUGCGCCACAAUGACGCCCGUGGGCGCACCGGGGUGCAAGGACGACGCGAGUCGUGGAAAGUGGCAAACCCCCUUGAUGGUUUUAUGUGCAUCAGUG
Messenger RNA from Cladocopium goreaui, 1073 nucleotides. Lineage: Eukaryota; Dinophyceae; Suessiales; Symbiodiniaceae. The record is from the annotation of a GenBank genome assembly.